Messenger RNA from Lutra lutra (Eurasian river otter), 1713 nucleotides. It is a transcript of the gene QRFPR, whose product is annotated as pyroglutamylated RFamide peptide receptor. The coding region runs from base 361 to 1596 and encodes 411 amino acids. The transcript is spliced from 6 exons. NCBI's taxonomy places the organism in Eukaryota, Metazoa, Chordata, Mammalia, Carnivora, Mustelidae. Gene Ontology annotation, molecular function: peptide binding; neuropeptide Y receptor activity. Gene Ontology annotation, cellular component: membrane. The record is from RefSeq and is a predicted model, not a curated record. Gene Ontology annotation, biological process: G protein-coupled receptor signaling pathway.
UGGAACUCUGGAGCGGCACUCCAGCAUUCCUGACCGCCCCAGCCCCUCACCUUAGAGAAGAGCAAGAGAACAUUCUUUGAACUGCGAACGUUUUUGGUAAAGGGAUAGUCUCCCAGGCUUUGGCUUCCCGCCUCUUGAUUGCGGGUUUGAUCCCGCGCUGCUUUCCUUCUCCCGAACCUCCUGGGGUGCAGCCGGAGUCCUUUAGCGCGCCAGAGUCUGGAACAGAGGCUGUCCUGGCCUCCGAGGGUGAAGCGGCCGUCGGCCCCAUCUCUUCGCAGCCCCCACUCCGCCGCGCCUCGGUGCGCUUGGGGGGCGGUGGGUGGCCCAGCUGUAGCGGACGGCGCUCCGGGAACACGCGGCAUGCAAUCACUCAACAUUACGCGGGAGCAGUUCUCCCGGCUACUACGGGAGCACAACUUGACCCGCGAGCAGUUCAUCGCGCGGUAUGGGCUGCGGCCCCUGGUCUACACCCCGGAGCUGCCCGGGCGCGCCAAGCUGGCCUUCGUUCUCACCAGCGUGCUCAUCUUUGCCCUAGCACUCUUUGGCAACUCACUGGUGGUCUACGUAGUGACCCGCAGCAAAGCCAUGCGCUCGGUCACCAACAUCUUUAUCUGCUCCUUGGCGCUCAGCGACCUGCUCAUCGCCUUCUUCUGCAUCCCAGUCACUAUGCUCCAGAACAUCUCUGACACCUGGCUGGGGGGUGCCUUCAUUUGCAAGAUGCUGCCAUUCGUCCAGUCUACUGCUCUCAUGACAGAAAUUCUCACCAUGACAUGCAUUGCUGUGGAAAGGCACCAGGGACUUGUGCAUCCUUUUAAAAUGAAGUGGCAGUACACCAACAGAAGGGCUUUUACCAUGCUAGGUGUGGUCUGGCUGGUGGCAGUCAUCGUUGGAUCGCCCAUGUGGCAUGUGCAACGUCUUGAGAUUAAGUAUGACUUCUUAUAUGAAAAAGAACAUGUCUGCUGUUUGGAAGAGUGGGCCAGCCCUGCACACCAGAAAAUCUAUACCACCUUCAUCCUUGUCAUCCUCUUCCUCCUGCCUCUUUUGCUGAUGCUUAUCCUGUAUAGUAAAAUUGGCUAUGAACUUUGGAUAAAGAAAAGAGUGGGGGAUUGCUCAGUGCUUCGAACUAUUCAUGGAAAAGAAAUGUCAAAAAUAACCAGGAAGAAGAAGCGAGCUGUCAUUAUGAUGGUGACAGUGGUGGCUCUCUUUGCUGUGUGCUGGGCACCUUUCCACAUCAUUCACAUGAUGAUUGAAUACAGUAAUUUUGAAAAGGAAUAUGACGAUGUCACAAUCAAGAUGAUUUUUGCCAUAGUGCAAAUAAUUGGAUUUUCCAAUUCCAUCUGUAAUCCCAUUGUUUAUGCAUUUCUGAACGAAAACUUCAAAAAAAAUUUUUUAUCUGCAGUUUGUUAUUGCAUAGUAAAAGAAACCUUAUCUCCAGCACGAAGGCAUGGAAAUUCAGGAAUUACAAUGAUGCAGAAGAAAGCAAUGUUGUCCCGGAGACAGAAUCCUGUGGAGGAGACCAAAGGAGAAGCAUUCAGUGAUGGCAACAUUGAAGUCAAAUUGUGUGAACAACCAAGGGAGAAAAAAUAUCUCAAAUGACAUCUUACCCUGUUCAACUCUGAACUUUCUGAGAAUUCUGCUUUAGGCAGCAGACACUAAUUAUAACAAGGUCUUCAUAAUUAGUACCAUUCAUAGCUUAAUCAGAAGAGAAAAUUU